Lutzomyia longipalpis is the source of this 1295-nucleotide messenger RNA. It is a transcript of the gene fd102C, whose product is annotated as forkhead box protein L3. The record is from RefSeq and is a predicted model, not a curated record. Bases 290 to 1261 code for a protein of 323 amino acids. Lineage: Eukaryota; Metazoa; Arthropoda; Insecta; Diptera; Psychodidae. The transcript is spliced from 3 exons. Gene Ontology annotation, molecular function: RNA polymerase II cis-regulatory region sequence-specific DNA binding; DNA-binding transcription factor activity, RNA polymerase II-specific. Gene Ontology annotation, biological process: cell differentiation; regulation of transcription by RNA polymerase II; anatomical structure morphogenesis.
GUCGCGGAAGCGAGUGAAAGGCAUCAGUUGGUGCCCGUCCUCAAACCCAUGCGUGUCCCUACGUGUAGUGACCCGCACGUAGAAGAAUUACAUAAAAAUAAAUAAAUUAUAGGUGCGUGACAAAAAGGUGUUUUUAGUGUAAAAUAAAAUAAAAUUGAAUGAAAAAAGAAAUAUUAAAAUAAAAUAAAUAAAACGUGCCCAAGAGGAUCUUUUUUUCUUGUGUGUCAAUCUGUGAAUUAUAAAAAGGAAAAAGGUGGUGGUGGUGUGAAGAACUGUGAUCUUUAAUAAGAUGUGUAGCCAUGAGCAAACAAACUCCCCUGAGGGUUCUCAGUCAGCUCCAUCGGAUUCGGAGCCCCCAUCACCCUUAAGUACAGUCCUAGGCCUCCUCCCGUUGGACCCGUACAGGCUGCAACUCUACAACUAUGCCAUGGCUGAGCGACUGAGGUGCGCCUAUCCCCCACCAGCUGUCUACCCGCAUCCCUAUUCACCACCUAGGCUAGCCCUGAGUCUCCUCCACAGUCGCGUCUUCCCGCCGGAGGAGCCCAAACCCCAGCAUAGCUACAUCGGGCUCAUUGCAAUGGCUAUCCUAAGUUCACCAGAGUCAAAACUCGUACUAAGCGAUAUCUAUCAACACAUCUUGGACCACUACCCGUACUUCCGGAGUCGCGGACCAGGCUGGCGCAAUUCCAUUCGCCACAAUCUCAGCCUCAAUGAUUGCUUUGUGAAAGCAGGAAGGAGUGCCAAUGGCAAGGGACACUACUGGGCUAUUCAUCCAGCAAAUGUCGAUGAUUUUCGCAAGGGAGAUUUCAGACGUACAGUUCGGUGCAACCGAACUUGGCCAACAGAGACCUACGGCCGCAAUUCUGGGCUAAAAUCUUUUCAAGUUUUCUCUCCUAACUUACGUCGCAAAGCUCAGCGAAAAGUCCGAAAGCACAUGGGGUUGGCAGUGGAUGAUGAUGGAACAGACUCACCCUCCCCGCCCCCGGACGCACCCCUUCUGCCGUGGCAGGCUGCCUUGCGCCCACCCCCACCCUUUACCCCACUCGGUCGCCCCCGUAAGCGUCAGUUUGACGUGGCUAGCCUGCUGGCGCCUGACGAACCAACCCGACCGGAUGAUGAUGAAAUCGAUGUGGUAGCCGAAGAUGAACCUGGACCACCGUGGCACGGAUUGCUGCACCACUGGCCUCGGCUUACGGGUCUCAAUUGCCCGCAACAGCGCCCUAGCACACCACCCACACCGCCCUCAACGGCGCCUGCCUGAGAACUAAAUAAAUGACGAAUUGAGUGGAAGAAAA